CCGCAGCUCCCGUCAGCCGCCGGCGUCGCUGACCCCACAGCCCGUGUCCCCACACCGGGAAACACCGCGAAAAAUCGUGCUGAAAAGAGCUGGGUCGCCGUGGGAGUCGGCGGUGGGGGGGCAGCUGAAACGACAGACACCUCUGUGAGGAGCGGGGGGCCUUAAUUGUACCACACCAAAGAUGGCGGCUUGGCCGGAAAUGGCUUCCGCCAGCACCAAAAGUGGUGGGGAAGGGCGGAAGUCACGUGAUGCCGCACAAAAAAUGGCGCAGUCACACGACUUGUUGACCUUCCAAAGAUGGCGGCAUCCUGCGCAUGCGCCUUGACUAGUAAAAAUGGCGUCCCGGAAGCACCGCCCCCUUCCCCUAUUCGGCUGCCUGAACUCGGUCCCCACGCCAACCCAGCGCUUUCGGCGCGAUUUGCUGCGGCGUUUCCCGGUGUGGGGACACGGGCUCUGGGGCCAGCGGCGCCGGGAGCACCAGCAAGAUGCAGCUGCUCUUUCGCAGGAGCUUUGUGGCACAAAUUCCAGUGAUGGGAAGAAUCUGGAAGAAGCUGGAUUUCACACAGUGGAGGUUGUGGCUUUUGCACCAGAGAAGGAGCUGCUGAACAUUAAAGGCAUCAGUGAAACCAAAGCUCACAAAAUCCCUGCUGAGGCAGCCAAACUGGCUCCAGGAUUUCACUACAGCACAGAAUUCCACCUGCAGUGGUCAGAAAUCAUCCAUAUCACCACUGGCUCCAAAGAGCUGGAAAAGUUGUUUCAAGGAGAAAUAGAAACAGGAUCCAUAACGUUAUUUGGGGAAUUCCAUAGUGGGAAGACACAGCAGUGUCCCAGCCUGGCAGUCACUGGUCAGCUCCCCAUAGACUGUGGGGGCAGUGAGGGAAAAGCCACAUCCAUGGACACAGAGGGGACCUUCCAUCCAGAGCAGCUCCUGGCCAUGGCUGAAAGGAAAGGCCUCUGGCAUCAAUGCCCUGGACAAGGUGGCCUCUGCCGGGGCUUUACCAGCGACCGCCAGGCCCAGCUGCUGGGUCAGGCUGGAGACUGAAAACUCCUUUUCUCCCCCUGGAUCUCCAGUCCGUGUCCUGGAGAGGCUCCUUUCCUGCUGGCACCGCAGGAACGCUCCCAAGGCAGCGGGCAGAGGGACCCGUGCGGCUCAGCGUGGGAACCGCCGGGACGCGCCGAGCGCAGCCGGAGCUGUGGGAAGAGAUCUCCCUCUGGGCUGCAGGCACAGGGCAGGGCCGGGAGCUUCCUGGGCAGCGUUCCCACAGCAUUUCCCUGCCAGUCUCCCUGGAUCCCGCCCUGGACACGGUGCAGACAAUCUCGGUGGCCACAGCUGGGAGCUCGGUGAAUUGGAAGCAAAGCUGAAGGGUUUGUCCACCAAGAGAGGUGGUGAUCUAUAGAGCAAAGCAGAGUGGUAUUCCACAUGGGGAAUUUGGGAUUUGGGAUGGUCCCAAUCCGUACUCCAUAAUCUUUCUGUUCAUUUUCUUUUGGAUGCUGCAGCCUGAUGGGCUGGGGAGCUGCUCCUUUCAGUUUCCAUUUAAUUUUCUGUAUUUAAUUAAUUCUCUGUGGAAAUCUGCUUUUAAUAAAAAGGCCCAGGAGGAUAUUGAUGACAUCCCGCAGGUGUGUCCAGACCAAGGGUUGUUCUGGCUGGCAGAAGCUGCACCAAUCUCCCAGGAAUCUCAGUCUGGAUUUUCUUUUCUCCCAGUUCUCCCAAUCCUCACUUUGGGGGUGCAGUGCAGCCCUGCCCUGUGUAUCUCCUAGAAGAGUUUUGGGGUUAAAAGUGUUCUUUUAUAUUCUGCAGUAUUUAUAAUUUGAUUAAAAAUAAUAAAACCGUAUCAAUGUG
Molecule: messenger RNA, 1840 nt
Organism: Vidua chalybeata
Lineage: Eukaryota; Metazoa; Chordata; Aves; Passeriformes; Viduidae
Product: DNA repair protein RAD51 homolog A-like
Biological process (GO): chromosome organization involved in meiotic cell cycle; DNA recombinase assembly; DNA strand invasion
Cellular component (GO): condensed nuclear chromosome
Molecular function (GO): double-stranded DNA binding; DNA strand exchange activity; ATP binding
Source: RefSeq, a predicted model, not a curated record